AUGGACCACUCAGCGCCUUUCGCUCAUCAUCACCAGCAGCAAAACCAGUCAACUUCUUUCGAAUCCGAAAAAGUCGACUAUGGCUUUGACAGUUUGCUCGGUCACGAUACAUGCCUGACACAUGGUCUCGAUUCUCUCGGUACCUGCAACAACACCGAGAACGCUUGUCUCGACCAACGCUGUUUUGACCACUAUGGUAAAACUGCUACCACCAAGAACGCUCUUGACAUCGGCCUCGAUCUUAAGAACGGUACUGAUACGGUCUCUCAGCGUCAUGACCAGGUCAACAACGCCCGUUCCACAAGGGCAAAAAGCCGUAGCCAGUCAAACAUAUCCAGUUCUCCUUCAAGAACAUUGUCUACUGCGGCAAUGAGAGUCUCAGCGCACCGACAAAAGCGAAGGAGACAGUCUGAGCAGACGCAUCAGUAUCACAGCCAACUGGAAUAUCAGCAGUCUUCGCAUGUGCAUCAAAUGCACUCUCCUCAUAGCAUUCAACAGGAUCAGAAUCUCCAGCACAUCGACCCUACAGCUGUUCUUCAGACCGUCAACGAGAAUCUGCAGCACAGCUUCAACAUGCCACUGUUAGACAGCCAACAUACAUCCUUUGGCGAAUUCCAACACCAAAACCACGCAUUUUCAGUGCCCAGUCUCUAUGAUCGUUGGCCACAAGCCGUUGCUCCCUCCUGGGCUAACAUGAUGGGACAGGCCAACGUCGCUAAUUGCAUGCCGAUGUCGUGGACACAACAUAUGGGAUGCAACAACGCCACCUCUGUUGACUGCACUUCUGCGUGCGGCGACGCCAAAUGCUGGAGUCAAUGUGGCGACGGAGAUCAUGCGGACUGUUGCUUCGAUGCUUCUUGUGACGAGUUUGAUUUCUCCCAUGCUGCUUGUUGCUUUGAACCCACUUGUGCUGCCCUUGAGCCAUGCCUUGACACCUCUUGCCAGGAGGCCGCAAUCCCCUGCAACGAUUCGCAUUGCGUGAGCACCACCGUGUCAACCACUCCGGCGUCUGUGUCUGUUACAACACCCUCGGCAGAGCCUGAACCCGUGGUCAAUACCCUAAUGAGUCCAGUCGAACCAGGCCAGGGCGUUCCUCUGGAUAUUGACUCCGCGAUCGGGAAUGACUUUGGCCAUUUCUCUCAUGAAAUCGGACCUAGUUUUACUGAUGAUCUCAACCAGCACGUCGGAAACCUUGCAAGCCGUCCAAGUGGCCCAGGGCUGAGCCACAAUGGCGCCUUUUCCAUGCCCUCACAAUCUCCCACACCGAAAACCGAGUUAGCUGAGAAGCAAGCUAUAAAAGGAGAAGCCGAGUUCACCUGCCAAUGGCUUUGUGAGGGAGAUGGAGUCCUCUGUUCCAAAAGGUUUGGAAGUAAUAAAGAACUCCAGGACCACUGUAAGAAUGAGCAUGUCAAGAAUCUGCAGAAGGGCGAAAAUGGGUUUUGCUGCACAUGGUACGCUUGUAUAAGACCCGGUCCAUUCUCACAAAAGAGCAAACUGGAACGACAUAUGCAGACACAUACCGGAUACAAACCCGUCAAAUGCGAGAUUUGCGGCAUAAUGCUUUCAGCAAAGCAAUCUCUGGAGCAGCACAUGCGUACCCACUCGGGAGAAAAACCAUGGAAGUGCGAUCAUCAGGGGUGUGAGGCGCGAUUCAAACAACAGAGUGCUCUUACCAUGCAUAUGCGCACGCAUACAGGAGAGAAGCCUUUGCAGUGCGAAAUCUGUGGUAAGCGGUUCGGCGAAUCCUCCAAUCUAUCCAAGCACCGUCGCACGCACAAUGUUCGCGGUAACCACGUUUGUGAGCACUGUGGCAAAGACUUUCAUCGGCUGGAUCAACUUCGUCGGCAUCUGCAGACUCAUCUGCAAGAUGGCGGCCGCAAGACUAGCAAAAGCUCAUGA
Messenger RNA from Fusarium tjaetaba, 1899 nucleotides. RefSeq names its product metalloregulatory protein. The coding region runs from base 1 to 1899 and encodes 632 amino acids. Gene Ontology annotation, cellular component: PcG protein complex; transcription regulator complex. The transcript has 3 exons. Gene Ontology annotation, biological process: regulation of transcription by RNA polymerase II. The record is from RefSeq and is a predicted model, not a curated record. Gene Ontology annotation, molecular function: RNA polymerase II cis-regulatory region sequence-specific DNA binding; DNA-binding transcription factor activity, RNA polymerase II-specific. Lineage: Eukaryota; Fungi; Ascomycota; Sordariomycetes; Hypocreales; Nectriaceae.